Messenger RNA from Knipowitschia caucasica, 537 nucleotides. The record is from the annotation of a GenBank genome assembly. NCBI's taxonomy places the organism in Eukaryota, Metazoa, Chordata, Actinopteri, Gobiiformes, Gobiidae.
AUGAGACUUGUGGUGAAAUUAAGCCACGACUCCGUGAAGCUGAUCAAGUUCGCGGACGACACCACCCUCAUUGGACUCAUCUCCAACAACGAUGAGUCCGCCUACAGGAGGGAGGUGGACCGGCUGGUGUCCUGGUGCAGUGGUAACAACCUGGAGCUAAACGCCCAGAAGACAGUGGAGAUGACUGUGGACUUCAGGAAGAGCACUGUCCCCCCACCCCCACCCUCCGUGAUGGACUCCCCCAUCACCUCUGUGGAAUCCUUCCGUUUCCUGGGCACCACCAUCACCCAGGACCUCAAGUGGGAGCCGACCAUCAGCUCCCUCAUCAAGAAGGCCCAGCAGAGGAUGUACUUCCUGCGGCAGCUCAGGAAAGCCAAGCUGCAGUUCUACACGGCCAUCAUCGAGUCCAUCAUCACCUCCUCCACACGGGCUCUGACCUGUCACCAGGGCCUGAGCCUGAAUGCCUAUGGCCUCAGUGUCGUGGAGGAUCAUGGCGCAGCAGAUGUACAGUAUGCGAUGCACUUACUGGCCUGUUGA